Molecule: messenger RNA, 3071 nt
Organism: Micropterus dolomieu (smallmouth bass)
Lineage: Eukaryota; Metazoa; Chordata; Actinopteri; Centrarchiformes; Centrarchidae
Gene: lonrf1
Product: LON peptidase N-terminal domain and ring finger 1, like
Exons: 12
Coding region: 112-2343 (743 amino acids)
Molecular function (GO): protein binding
Source: RefSeq, a predicted model, not a curated record
AAAAAGUCGGUUCACUAUUACUGUUAGGGCCGCGACAGCUAUAGCAAUGUAUGGGGACGUUAACAGAAGAAAAUCGACUUAAUAUUUGUCCCCGAUUUUUUUGCCGCUGCAAUGUCGCUUCAAUCGCAAGUGGAAGAAGCGGCAGAAGAGAGAAGCGCCUUCUUUAUCUGUACCGACUCGGACGUCUCGGAAGAUGAGGACCACCAUCAACUUAUACUACAGAAAGCCAACGCUCUAGCAUCGGAAAACUGUCUCAAAGAAGCCAUUGACUGGUUUUCAGUGGCUAUGCGGUAUGGGCCGGUGAGACCUGAACAGUUAAGCACUUUCGUGGACUGUGUUGUCCGCAACUUUAGGAGAAAAGCAGCUGGGCCAGACACACUUUCGGACCACAGUCGGGACGCAGGGGACAGCUCAGAGGACGAUAUGUUUGACUGUCCCAACUGUCAUAGUUUUAUAGGCGAACCUGUGACCAUAGCCUGUGGACAUUCGUACUGUAAGAGGUGUUUACAACGGAGGCUGCUCUCCAAAUGUAAGCUGUGCAAUGAAACGGUCACGGGCGAGGAGAAAGUGAAUGUAAUUCUGUGCGGACUUUUAGAUAAAUGGUUCCCCGACGAGCUGAGAACGUCGAAAACACUAUGCGAAGUGGACGAGCUGUGUAGGAAAAAACGCUACCAAGAAGCGGUGUCGUUAGCCACAGAUGUAAUUCAGUGUGAUCCAGAAACAACAGUGGCGGUACGACUGUCUCGAGCAGAGGCAUACAUGGCUCUCAAACAGUAUCGUCUGGCUUUGGAGGACACAGAAUUUUGUCCCGGGUCCAGCUGUUCCGCUGAAGCUGUGUUUAGGAAAGCUAUGGUGCUGCAUGAGAUGGGCCAAGUGGACGAGUCUCUCCAAGUCUUCCUCCACUGCCUGUCUGUGGAUGAAGACUUUCCCUGUGCUAAAAGACAAGUGGAAAAGAUCCUGUGUGCCCUGCUCUCCCCGGCUGAUGAGAACAUCAAGGUUGGCCUGCGGGAAACAACACAGAACACGUCGCCUCUCUUGCGCAGUAAAACCCUCGUGGCCGAUGCCCAAGGUCAGCCACAGAGCCCAGUCCAAAGACAGAGCCAGCACCAGGUCCGCGCUGCCUCAGCACACCACCAUCUGGACUACCAGGAGAAACGCUCGGAAAGCCUGGAGCGGCCUGGUCUGAGCCGAGCUCAUUCUCUACGGAUGCAUGGCAUUAGUUGCGGCGAGGAAGGCCUGAAGAGAGUUUGCUCUGCUCCUCAGCUGGGGGACCAGGACAAGGGGAGCCUGCUGAAGAGGAAAUUGUCAGUGUCAGACACAGAACCCUGUGUUGUGGACAGUGGAAAUAGCAAGCAUAAAAAACAAGGUGUGGAGAAAGGCUCCAAACAACAGGCAGCCAAAGCUAAACCCUCCAGAAGUGUUCCUGUGGACCUGCUCGAGCCCAAUGACUUAGAAUGCUCUCUCUGCAUGAGGUUGUUCUAUGAGCCUGUGACUACACCAUGUGGCCACACCUUCUGUAAAAACUGUCUGGAACGCUGCUUGGAUCAUACACCCCAGUGCCCCCUCUGUAAAGAGAGCCUGAAAGAGUAUCUAGCAUGUAGGAAGUACGUGGUGACAACUGUCUUGGACAUGCUGAUCAAACGGUAUUUGAGCCAGGAGUAUGCCGAGAGGACUAAAGCUCACCUGGAGGAGACCAAAGAGCUUUCUAAUCUGACGAAGAAUGUGCCUAUCUUUGUGUGUACCAUGGCUUACCCAACCGUGCCUUGCCCCCUGCAUGUCUUCGAGCCACGUUACCGCCUCAUGAUUCGCCGCUGCAUGGACACGGGCACGCGGCAAUUUGGGAUGUGUAUUAACGAUCCCCAUAAAGGGUUUGUAGAUUAUGGCUGUAUGCUGACCAUCAGAAGUGUCCAUUUCCUACCUGACGGGCGAUCAGUAGUGGACACCAUAGGAGGAAAGCGCUUCCGUGUCCUGUCCAGAGGAAUGAAGGAUGGUUACAGUACUGCUGACAUUGAGCACUUGGAGGAUACAAGGGUGGAGGACAGAGAUGAGCUAGAGAAACUACAAGAGCUGCAUGAUGCAGUGUAUGAACAAGCCCGCGUCUGGUUCCAGAACCUCAAGAUCCGCUUCCACAACCAGAUCCUGCAGCAUUUUGGACCAAUGCCGGAACGGGAAGCUGAUAUCCAGGCAACUCCUAAUGGCCCAGCUUGCUGCUGGUGGCUCCUGGCUGUUCUGCCUAUCGACCCACUGUACCAGCUCUCUGUCCUCUCCAUGACCAGCCUCAAAGAACGCCUGGUGAAGAUCCAGCACAUCCUCACAUAUCUGCAGAGCAUCCCCAACAAUUAGGGCAAACAUCCUUUGGACUUCAAGCAACCUUGAAUAAACAUCUCGCCAACCCUUUUUGUUUCUGUUGCCAUCCGAUCCUUCAGCUUUUAUUUUCACAGCUACAAGACCCCUCGUUUUACAAAGGAAAGCAAAACAUCCUUGAAAUGUGGAUUAUGGAAGCUGAACCAGCUCAGGGAACUCUUCCAGUGACACACAUUAUUGGUUUGUGACUGUGAAAUAUUAUUUUAAAAAUUAAGACAAAUGUGACAGCAACUAUUUUCAUCUGCUCCUGUAUGCAGUUAAUUUUCAUAAGAACUUCCCUGAGUGAUUUUUGUUUAAAUGAGAACAGCAGUUACUCUUCCACUUGGUUUUGAUAAUGCUGUUAAACAAUGACAGAAAGUAGUAUAUCUAACAAUCACCUUCAAGCGAACCUUAUGUAAGGGUAGUAUUUAUGGAGCUGAGGUGAAGAGAGCAUUAUAGUUAGUGUUGGAUCAGCUCUGGUGAGACCAGUAAAGUUUGUUGUUUUUUGUUUUGUCUGCUGGCUGUACGGGUUAUGUUAAUAUGAAGGAGGGGGUGAGGUGAUUCUAUGGAACAAAAUUUUAAAUGCUGUAAGUCCAAAAAGUGAUACAAAGAUGUGGUUUAGAGGAACCACUGAAAAGAGCAAUUUGUGCUAAAACAAGUGCAACUAAAGACUGGUGUGUGUGUGUGUGUACCACACACUGAUUAAAGUAUUAAUUGAUCUCUCCCGA